Messenger RNA from Odontomachus brunneus, 884 nucleotides. RefSeq names its product single-pass membrane and coiled-coil domain-containing protein 4 homolog. The record is from RefSeq and is a predicted model, not a curated record. Bases 74 to 733 code for a protein of 219 amino acids. Lineage: Eukaryota; Metazoa; Arthropoda; Insecta; Hymenoptera; Formicidae. The transcript has 5 exons.
ACGCCCCUGUGUUGUUCUCCCGGCAUCACUUCCUCACAAGUUUUCUCUGUCAUUUAUCGCCAAAAUAAUUACAAUGGACUACGCGAUGCUGCGUUUGUUCCUUUUAAAUUUUACAAUACUCUUACUUCAUAUCAAUUACAUUCAAGCUAAAGGAGCACACCAUGUAACCUGUGGUUCUGUAAUUAAGUUGUUGAAUGUAGAUUACAAUUUGAGACUGCAUUCCCAUGAUGUAAAAUAUGGUACUGGUAGUGGACAGCAAUCAGUAACAGGUAUUGAGGCCAAGGAUGAUAAUAAUUCCUACUGGCUUAUUAAAGCAGAAUUUGGAAAAAUAUGCACACGAGGAGAGCCAAUUAAAUGCGAUAGUAUCAUCAGAUUAGAACACAGUGCAACAAAAAAAAAUCUUCAUUCGCAUCUUGUCUCUUCACCUUUGAGUGGAAAGCAAGAGGUAUCGGCAUAUGGAGACAAAGGAGAAGGUGAUACUGGUGACAAUUGGGUGGUAAUUUGCUCAAAUGAUUUCUGGGGAAGAGAUGAUACGAUUGUGCUGAAACAUAUUGAUACAGAUACGUAUUUGUCUGUCAGUGGUAGAGUUUAUGGUUCUCCAAUUAGUGGACAAAUGGAGAUAGUAGGCGAGUAUUCUCCAAAUAGUCCUCACACACAAUGGAAGGCGAUGGAGGGUAUGUUUAUCCACCCUACUGAUUUCAAAGCACAGCAUUAUCAUCAUACAGAAUUAUAAUCUUUGUAGCAAAAACUGUAGGCUCGAUUUAUAAAUAAAUGCGGCCAAUUCAUCUAUCACAAAACUCAACUUUCAUGAGCAUUAAAUUGAAAUUAAUAUCCAAUUUUUGUUUAAUGUUGAUAAAAACUUAUUACAUAUUAAUUUAUAUUUA